CACGUAUAUAUCCAGAGUCACUGGCAAGCUGUUUCCCCGAAGAUCCAGCGAUCGGUGGCUCGUCCGAGGUUCUGCUCCACUCGACCUGAUUCCCGGUGUGUCGUGCUCGCAAGCCCUUCGAAAGCUUUCGGGCAGUCCCUUGCUUUUCCUUCCUCGGUGGCAUCCGCAACGACCACCAUCGCAACAACAAUAAUCAGAUUCGCCUCCUGCUUGACUCUCUGAUCUGAUCUCUCUCAAUAAAGUGUACACGUACAUCCACCGACUUGUCAAGAAGCUGCUCCACUACCAAUUGAGAAAUGGCGCGGGUUCUCGUUGGAGUUAAGCGUGUCAUCGACUACGCCGUCAAGAUACGCGUAAAGCCAGACAAAUCGGGAGUCGUGACGGAUGGCGUCAAGCACUCGAUGAACCCGUUCGACGAGAUCGCCAUCGAGGAGGCGGUGCGCAUGAAGGAGAAAAAACUAGCGAGCGAGGUCAUAGCCGUGAGCUGUGGCCCGGCCCAGGCGCAGGAGACCAUCCGAACGGCCCUUGCCAUGGGAGCCGACAGGGGCAUCCACGUCGAGAUCCCGGGCCCCGAGUACGAGCAACUCCAGCCGCUCCACGUCUCCAAGAUCUUGGCCAAGUUGGCCCAGGACGAGAAGGCCGACCUGGUGCUCGUUGGUAAGCAGGCGAUAGACGACGACUGCAACCAAACUGCCCAGAUGACGGGUGGUCUCUUGGGCUGGCCGACCGCGACGUUCUGCAGCAAGAUAGAUCACGGCCAAGGGGAGUUGACGGUGACUCGGGAGAUCGAUGGCGGCUUGGAGAUGAUCAAAGUGAAAACCCCGGCCGUGAUGAGCGCCGAUUUGCGCUUGAACGAGCCCCGAUACGCGACUCUGCCCAACAUCAUGAAAGCCAAGAAGAAGCCCCUGAAGAAAGUUUCUCCCAAGGAUUUGGGUGUCGACGUUUCGCCGAGAGUUAAGAUUAUUUCUGUCGAGGAUCCUCCGGUGCGACAGGCCGGCUCGAUACUCCCGGAUGUCGAUACUCUGGUUGCCAAGUUGAAAGAAGCGGGUCACGUUUGAUAUUGUUUGUUUGUAGAUACUCUGUUGAAAAAUCGCGUCUGAGGAAUCGAACGUCAAUUUUUUUGACGUUUUUUUGUUCCUCAUACUCGGUAUAUCUAUAUUUUUAUACACGGGUGUGAUUAUUUUGUACAAUACGUACGAAAAUUGCCAAGUUUUUGAUAAUACUUGUUAAAUGUUUUUCAAUAAAUAUAUACUCUCUAUUGUA
This is a messenger RNA of Copidosoma floridanum, 1263 nucleotides long. It is a transcript of the gene Etfb, whose product is annotated as Electron transfer flavoprotein beta subunit. The record is from RefSeq and is a predicted model, not a curated record. Gene Ontology annotation, biological process: amino acid catabolic process; fatty acid beta-oxidation using acyl-CoA dehydrogenase. Gene Ontology annotation, molecular function: electron transfer activity. Lineage: Eukaryota; Metazoa; Arthropoda; Insecta; Hymenoptera; Encyrtidae. Gene Ontology annotation, cellular component: mitochondrion.